UUGAGCGUGAAGGGUCUCACAUUUAGCAUUGAGGUAAUCAACCAAAACUUUGUUUAACUUUUUAGCACCCAAUCCUUCACUAUCUCCCCAGCACCUGGUAUGUACAUGUCUGAUUAAAAAAAAAAAAAAACUCACGUUGUUGACGUAUUUAGGAGAGUGGCAGACGUAUGCUGUAUAUUUAUAUGAAUUGAGUGAGUUGUGCGAAGGUCAGAUAAUACAUUAGGGGGAAGUAGGAGACUGUAAAAAAACCCCUGAGAAGAUCGCUGUCACACAGGAGGACAACAUAACCGAACAGCAGAGGGAUUCCGUCCUAGGCUAGCCAUGCGGUCCCUCCUGAUCCUCCUGCUGAUGGUGCUCCUUCUGGCCCCUGAGUCCUUUGCAGCCCAUCCUGGUGUCAAAGUGGCUUUUACCUCCAAAGGCCUCGACUAUGUGAAAAAUGUAGUUGCCGACAGGGUACAGGAAAAACUUCUCACUGCAAUCCUCCCACCUGUAGAAGGGAGUGUGUCCAUUGGCAUUGGAAAUGUUCACUAUGCUCUUACACAAAUGAAAGUGGUGAAGGUGGAUCUGCCUCAGCCCAGCGUGAGUUUUGUGCAGGACGUGGGGGUGUCUGUGGAGGUCAGUGGGCUCAGCAUAGCCAUAUCAGGGAACUGGAGAACUAGAUUUGGUAUCAUUAAGGAUAGGGGUACCUUCGAAAUGGCUUUGUUUGGUCUUUCCUCCUCCCUGACGGUACAGCUGGGCAAUGACUCCCAAGGACGUGUAUCUGUGGACUGCCUGUCUUGCAGCGCUUCAUUGGACAGAGUUGACGUUAGGUUCCAUGGUGGAGCUGGUGCCAUUAUCGAGGCCUUUGUAGAACUGUUUCCUGGAUUAAUCAAAGGACGCAUUGAAGGACGGAUCUGUCCUCUUUUGGAGAAGCAAGUUGGAGACCUUGAAGUCUUAAUGGCAGCCAUGAAAGUCAGAAUUCCUGUUGACAAAGGCAUGGUCUUUGACAUCUCUCUCAUGAACGCUCCACUUGUUUCAACAUCAAACAUGGAAAUGGACUUAAAGGGUGUGUUCUACAGCCAGCAGCACCCUAAGGAGCCUCCGUUUGCGGCCCAGGACUUCCAGCUGCCCCCCAGGCCGGGCUCCAUGAUCAGCGUGGGCAUCUCCCAGUUCACCUACAACACCCUCGGCUAUGCCUACCUCAGUGCGGGCCUCCUGCAGAAAAAUAUCACCGAUGACAUGAUCCCAAAAGUGUCUCCUGUGAGGCUCAACACCAGCUCAUUUGGUGCAUUCGUACCACAGCUGCCCAAGUUAUUCCCCAACAUGUUGAUGGAGCUGCAGGUCUUUGCAGAGGAGGCUCCAGCUGUCUGUUUCCAGAUGGACUCCUUCUCCGUCGCCAUGUCGACCACCAUCAACGCCUACGCCCUCAACUGCUCCCAGCUCCUCCCCCUCUUCACACUCAAGCUGACAACCAAAUUCAAUGGCAAACUAAGCAUUGCUGAUAACAAACUGGUUGGAGUACUGGAGUUUAACAAUUUGACCUUAUCGCUGGUAUCAAGUAAGAUUGGGACAUUCAAGACUCUGUCCCUGGAGACUGUCAUGGCACAGGGGGUGAAGACUUUUCUUCUGCCAACACUGAAUGCCAAACUGAUGGCUGGCUUUCCACUGCCGGUGAAGAAGGGAGUCGAACUAGUGCAACCUGUUUUACAGAUACAGCAGGGUUUCUUGGCUGUAUUUAGUGACAUCAAGAUGACUCAGUACUUUGAAAGCGAGAGAAUGCUUUAAAGAGGAACUAAGAAGGCAUUCAAGAUCCUCGUUCAUAAUUGAAUAAUAAUUAUCCUACAUAUCGUCCACUUGCACGUUCACAAUGUUUUGGUCGUUUCAAAACAUGGAAAUGGAUGGUGUUCCGGAUUUUCUUCUACAUUGAUCCAUUGAUUAUAUCCUGUUUGAUUUGAAGUGUGCAAAAGCAUCCUAUGGUAAAAAAAUAAGUACUAAUGCUAUUUAUAAUCAUCUAUUUCACUGCUAAAGUGGUGAAAAUUGUUUGUGAUGGUGAAAAUUAUUUUAGUCUCCAUUUCACAAGUGCCUAAUCUGAUCCUGCUCUCCACAUAAACCUCCACAUUUUGACUGAUGUUUUUGUAAGGAACGUCAGAUUGUAAUAUGAAAAAUGAUGUGAUGCUUAAAUGUUUUCAACCAAUAAAUAAACUAAACCAUU
Engraulis encrasicolus (European anchovy) is the source of this 2191-nucleotide messenger RNA. RefSeq names its product BPI fold containing family C, like (gene bpifcl). Gene Ontology annotation, molecular function: lipid binding. The transcript has 16 exons. Lineage: Eukaryota; Metazoa; Chordata; Actinopteri; Clupeiformes; Engraulidae. The coding region runs from base 322 to 1764 and encodes 480 amino acids. The record is from RefSeq and is a predicted model, not a curated record.